AUGAACACUCUUGAAGUCUAUCCAAAUGUGGAAGCCAUAAAUGGAAGCUUGCUGAGUCUUCUUGUAGAAAGUGCUGUUGAUUGGGCCCAUGCAGUCGGUAUGGUAAUGCGUACGUCAGACAGGAAGGAUUCAAGUGAUAUCUGUCAAACAGCACCUUUUACGUUGCUUCCUUCACCAUUUCCUCGUAAUCUGUUUGAACAAGCAAUGGAUGUGCAGGAGGCUAUGAAUUUAUUAUACUUCCGAAUAGCUUGGGAUUUUGAUUUCCUAAUUGCCGCACAUUCUGAAGUUGUCAAAACAGAUGAGUUUGUGAGGCACAUGACAGAUAUUUUAAAAGAAGUCCGCCGAGAGGGAAUCAAGCAAACGAAAACGCUUCUUACUCAACGUGCUGACUAUAUGUGCCACAGCACUAAAAAAGAAAUGGUCUUGCGUCAAAUAGAAGUCAACAACAUCGCCGUUAGUAUGGGGAGUUUAAGCGAAAGAGUGACUACUUUGCACCAGAGGACAUUGCAAGAUCUUGGAGUCUCAGAAACAAUCAUAAAAAGUGCCAUACCUGAGAACAAACCAAUAUCUACAAUUGCCAGAGUUUGUGCUUCUCAGUUUAGGAAAGAUUUUCAAGACAGCAGUGCUAUUAUUUUGUUUGUGGUUGAAGGGAACGAUCAAAAUCAGCUUGAUCAGCGUCACGUGGAAUACCGCUUAGAUGAACUGAGCUGUAGGCGUAUUAAGUGCAUUCGGAUGACAUUUACCGAAUGUGCAAAACGAUUACACUUGGGUGGUCCAGAUGGUUAUUCACUGCUGCUGGAAGACAAGGAACGUAUUGCGAUCGUUUAUUUUCGGGCCGGCUAUACUCCAGGUCAUUAUCUAACUGAGAAAGAGUGGGAAGCACGUUUGCUGAUGGAGAAGUCCAAUGCGAUAAAAUGCCCCUGGAUAGGUUUACAGCUUGCCAAUACGAAAAAAGUGCAGCAGAUCCUCACUCAGGAGGGAGAAGUGGAACGUUUCUUCCCAUCUGAUCCAGAAGCAUGCGAGAAAAUACGAAGAACCUUCGCAAAAAUUUGGGGAUUAGAAAAAGACAAGCAGUCGACUGCUGACAUAAUAAAGGAAGCACUAUCUAAUCCUAAGUUAUAUGUAUUGAAACCACAGCUGGAAGGUGGUGCAGGAAAUUAUUAUGGCCAAGAAGUGGCUGAAAUGAUAAAGAAAUUGACUUCGGAUGAAAUGGCUGCACAUAUCUUGAUGGAGAGGAUUUAUCCAAAAGCAGUCAAGAAUUUUUUGGUGCGGCCCCUACAAGAAGCUAAGCUAACGAGUAUAAUUGGAGAACUUGGGAUUUAUGGCUGUUUAUACGGUUAUGGAUCAUUUAAUCCGGACGAACUAAAAGUCCUGUCAAAUUCUGCUCACGGCCAUAUCAUUAGAAGCAAAGCUGAGACAGAAAACAGGGGAGGAGUUGCUGUUGGAGCUGCAGUGAUAGACAGUGCGUUCUUGUAUUAA
This is a messenger RNA of Enterobius vermicularis (human pinworm), 1479 nucleotides long. The record is from the annotation of a GenBank genome assembly. NCBI's taxonomy places the organism in Eukaryota, Metazoa, Nematoda, Chromadorea, Rhabditida, Oxyuridae.